AUUAUACCAUUAAAUAUACAUAUAAUAUAAGUUACAAUUAAACUAAGACCUAUAAGGAUAAGGCGAUGAAGGACGUUGCUUUGUCUGUGAGUUUCUUUGCUUGGUUUCUCCUAAAGUUUUCAUUAUGUGCUGUGGAAUUACCGGACACUGAAGAAGUCCAUCAAACAAUACAAGAUUCCUUUGCCUGUCGUAAAAACAAUCCAGCUUUAUCUGUGUCUAUUGUGAAGAAAGGGAAGAUUGUAUUUGCUGAUGGCUUUGGAGUGGAUUCUUUAGAUAGCAAGGAACCAGUCACUAAUACCACACUUUUUGGAAUAGCAUCAUUGACGAAGGGGUUUACAAGUGCACUCUUGGCAAAACUUACUGACCACAGUAGAGAGUACAGUUUGAAUAGCAGAGUAGCAGAGUUUUAUGGAAACCACCCGGUCUUUGAUGGCUAUCUUAGGUCUAAAUUCGCUACCAUUAGGGACCUUCUGUCGCACAGAAUGGGGAUACCAAUGCAUAACUUUAUACGAUUUGAUAGUACACUGAAUAGGAAAAAUCUAAUCAGACGUCUAAAGGAGCUAAAACCAAGAGGAAGAUUCAGGGACAGUUUUUACUACAGUAAUAUUAUGUAUGGACAAGCUGCAAGACUUGCUGAAAAAAUUGGCAAAGCAAAAUAUGAAGAUUUAGUUAAGAACCAUUUAUUUCAAAAACUGGGAAUGACAGAUUCCGACUUUUUCACUACUGCCAAUGAAAGUUUAAUUGACCUGGCCCAGGGUUACCUAGAUGUUUAUGGAGAGCUUCAUCCGGUCCCUUUUGAAUUGUCAAGGAGAUGGAGUGACUUAUGUGGCGCGAACUGUAUUCUCAGCAGCGCGAUAGACAUGGCAAAAUGGAUGAUGUUUCAUUUGAGUCAUGGCAAGAAUCAAGAUGGCCGUCGAGUAAUGUCCGAAGAUGCACUAGAAGAUACUCAUAGACCAGAGAAUGUGUUGGCCAGGUCGUCAUUGUCGAAAUAUUAUACGAAACCUAAUGUACCAGAAACAUUUAGUCAAACUGGAUAUGCUUUAGGAUGGAGAACAGGACAUUAUAGAGGUUACAACAUAUUAACACAUACUGGUUCAUCAUGGGGUUACAAGAAUAUGAUUACACUCUUUCCCGAUAUGGAUGUCGGAAUUUAUACUGCCAUGACAGGUGAUGACGAUGACUUCCUGUUCCGGUACAGUUUACACCAGUAUUUAGCAGAUACGUAUUUGGGUAUUACUCCAUGGUUGAAUUCCACCUUGAUAUGUUCCUUCCCAGACCCAUGGCUACCGGUCAAACCAAAGAGAAAUAAGCCAACUAUAAAAAAGAAUUUAAUGCCAAAGAGAAAAUUAGAUGAUUAUUUAGGAAUUUAUGCAAAUGACGCAUACGGGAAAAUUGAUGUGUUUAUACUUGAUGAAGUUAAUAAUACAAAUAAACUGAUCGCUGAAUAUGGCUAUACUGAUCUUAUCUUAUAUCCAAAAUCAAGUAAAGACGAUUUUUUCUUUGAAACUGAUGGAAUUGCAGCAAUGCUGAUAAACUUUGGCACAAUACAAUUUAAAUCUUCGAAUGGAAUUAUUGAUAAAAUGAGAAUUCCAAGCUUUGAACCGAAAGACCCUCCAAUAUUUAAAAGAAUAGACAAACCAGUUUCAAAUCCACCAGUUGUUCCAAAAGAUCCUAUUGUUCCAUCAGAACAGUUGUUUCAAAAAGACUCCAUCUCAUCUGGUUCCGAAGGAAAGGGAACUGAAACUUCAUUGUUGACCAAAACUCCGGUCUCGGAACCUCAAAACGUUCCACCAAAAUCUACAGAACCAGAGAAGACAACACGUCAGGGUAAAACUGACGCAUCUAAAGGACAGACAACAAACAAUGAAAUAACAAAAGGAGAGCCUGACCUUAUAAAUACUGAAACUAGGAAAACAAGAGUGGAAAACGUACCAGAUAAUCUAUCUGAAAAUCAACCCGACUUGUUUAAUACUGAAACAGUUUUACCUUCGAAAUCCGUAUCAACUGAUCAAGGAACCGAAAUAGGGGUAAAAAAUGUUAAUUCGGAUCUUCCGAAACCUGACCAAUCAGGACAAAUGAAUAAGGAUGCAAAAAAUACUGAAAAGAUGGAUAAUAAAAUACCGGUGAAAAGUGAAAGUUCUGUGGAUUCUAGCAACAUUCCUCUUAAAACGGUGAGAACAAAGGAAACAGUUCAAACAAGCACGAAAUCCAGACGUCAAAAGAAAAAACCUUCACCAUCAAUUAUACCAAAGAAAGCAGAAACGGUCUCAAAUCCUCCACCAUCAAACAUACAAAAGAAAGCAGAAACGGUCUCAAAGCCAAAACCAACAGUUGCAGAUCAAAACCCAUCAUCGCCUGCUUAGAUAAUACUGCAUGAGUUUAACAUUAAAAAAUUAAAUGAAAUAACGAUA
This is a messenger RNA of Mytilus californianus (California mussel), 2411 nucleotides long. RefSeq lists its product as uncharacterized. NCBI's taxonomy places the organism in Eukaryota, Metazoa, Mollusca, Bivalvia, Mytilida, Mytilidae. The coding region runs from base 66 to 2363 and encodes 765 amino acids. The record is from RefSeq and is a predicted model, not a curated record. The transcript is spliced from 5 exons.